Polyodon spathula (Mississippi paddlefish) is the source of this 2077-nucleotide messenger RNA. Its product is annotated as cysteine-rich secretory protein LCCL domain-containing 1-like. NCBI's taxonomy places the organism in Eukaryota, Metazoa, Chordata, Actinopteri, Acipenseriformes, Polyodontidae. The record is from RefSeq and is a predicted model, not a curated record. Gene Ontology annotation, cellular component: extracellular region. The transcript has 15 exons. The coding region runs from base 207 to 1739 and encodes 510 amino acids.
GCGACAGUGUCUGUAAAAAAAGAAGAACAUUAAACUCGAACGAUCAAACUCAGUAUAGAAAAGGACAUCGCAUGCAUUCUUUUGAACUAAUGUGGUGUGUCUGUGCAAUUUGUACGUAUUCUGCAAGAGGAAACCCAGAAAAGUGUUGCUCUGUGAAACACCCAGUUUUGGAGUUAAUCCCAGGGAGUUUUCAGAGGUAAUUCAUCAUGAAGUUUGCAGCAAUGGAAUGGCUGAGAGGGAUUACUCUACUGUUUAUAAUCCAAACAGUUGUCACAAUGGUCAUCUCAAAUUCUACCCGCUUGGAGUCUCUGUUGGAAAAGUACAUGGAGAAGGAUGAGGAGUGGUGGAUCUCCAAGCAGCGAGGGAAAAGAGCCAUCACAGAGAGUGACAUGCAGGUCAUCCUGGAUCUUCAUAAUAAACUGAGGGGUCAAGUGUAUCCCUCAGCUUCCAAUAUGGAGUACAUGGUAUGGGAUACAGAACUUGAAAGAUCCUCAGAAGCCUGGGCUGAAACCUGUUUAUGGGAGCAUGGACCAGCUAGCCUUCUCCCAUCAAUAGGUCAAAACCUAGGUGCUCACUGGGGAAGGCACCGACCUCCAACCUUUCACGUUCAAGCCUGGUAUGAUGAAGUGAGAGACUACACAUACCCAUACCCUCAAGAAUGCGACCCAUAUUGUCCCUUCAAAUGCUCUGGGCCAGUCUGUACUCAUUAUACACAGGUAGUAUGGGCAACAAGUAGCCGCAUAGGCUGUGCUAUCAACCUGUGUCACAAUAUGAAUGUCUGGGGCCAGAUAUGGCCAAAAGCAAUUUACCUUGUUUGUAAUUAUUCUCCCAAGGGAAACUGGUGGGGCCAUGCACCCUAUAAGAAUGGACGCCCAUGUUCUGCAUGCCCACCUAGCUAUGGGGGUGGCUGUAGAGAGAAUCUCUGCUAUAAAGAGGAUGGGUCAAACAGCCAUUACUCUUCUCAAGAACCUGAAGAAACAAACGAAAUCGAACGACAAAGGAUUAAAACACAAGACUCCAGACCGAGGACUCAUUCCCCGACAUCAUCUACAAGACCGGAAGAAUUGGAUAAGAAUGAAGUUAUAAAUACAGAACAGAUGUCUCAACAAGUUAGUUGUGAAACAAGGCUUCGUGACAAAUGUAAAGGAACUACUUGUAACAGAUACGAGUGCCCUGCUGGUUGUUUGGACAGUAAAGCUAAAGUAAUUGGAAGUGUUUAUUUUGAAAUGCAAUCCAGCAUUUGUAGAUCUGCAAUACAUUACGGAUUGAUAGACAAUGAUGGCGGCUGGUUGGAUGUUACAAGACAAGGACGAAAGGAUUACUUUAUUAAAUCAAACAAACAUGGAGUACAAUCUAUAGGCAAAUAUCAGUCUGCUAACUCGUUUACAGUGUCGAACGUACCAGUAAAAGCAGUUACCUGUCAGACAACAGUGGCCCAAAUGUGCCCAUUCCAAAAACCAGUUACACAUUGUCCAAGGUUAUAUUGUCCCCGUAACUGCUUGCAGGAGAACCCACAUUUGGCACGUGUCAUUGGAUCACGGAUUUAUUCCGAUAAAUCCAGUAUAUGCAGAGCUGGAAUACACGCUGGUGUCAUUAGGAACAAUGUAGGAGGCUACAUUGAUGUGAUGCCUGUGGACAAAAGGAAACAAUAUGCUGCUUCAUAUCAGAAUGGCAUAUUCUCAGAAAGUUUACAAAACCCACCUGGAGGCAAAGCAUUCAGGGUAUUUGCAGUGAUUUGAUUGAAGCGCACGAAGACCAUUCAACAAAAUGGAGCACUUGGAAAGAAACCGUUGAUAAUUGCAAUGCUUCCUGUCACUUAUGACAGUGAAACACUCAAAUGAGGAAUAGUUUUAAGUAUUGUAUGAUGAAUAGCUUACUUCAUAAACACAGAAUAGAGAUGACACUGUUCAGAUAGAAGUAGUUACCACAGAAUAAUCAUUCAUGUGCACUUGUCCAUUUGAUGAAUUUACCAUUCCAUGUUGUAAAAAAGAAUGUUAGCAAUAUUGAGGCAGUAUUUUGUAAUUUUAUAUAUUUCAAGAUGUGUCAUUAUCAAAAAUAAUGUUAUUGUUUAAUCUCA